Molecule: messenger RNA, 2245 nt
Organism: Mizuhopecten yessoensis (Yesso scallop)
Lineage: Eukaryota; Metazoa; Mollusca; Bivalvia; Pectinida; Pectinidae
Product: KIF1-binding protein homolog
Exons: 1
Coding region: 8-1753 (581 amino acids)
Molecular function (GO): protein binding
Source: RefSeq, a predicted model, not a curated record
CGGCAUCAUGGCGACCGAAUGGCAGAAUUAUUUAGAUGAAGAGGGGUUUUCUCAGUUUGAGGAAGCAAGAAAGCUGAGUGACGAAUAUUCGUUGGACGAUCCGGAAGAUGACCCCUACUUGUCAAAAUAUAAGGCCAGAGAGAUCCUCUGUAGUAUCAAAGAGAAACUCAAAAGCCAAUUUGAAGCCAACCCAGAUUGCGAGCACCUGCGUUUUGCUUCUGCUGCUUUGGAUGUAAAACUAGGAUCUAACUACGUUGAUACCGAAGAACUCCCGACCGGGGAAGAGCACCUCCUCAGGGCUCUGGACGAACUUGAGAAAUAUCGACUGCACAAAGAUGCUUCAAAUAUUUAUCAUUCGAUCCUGAACAACAUUGGAAUUCUUUGGACAGGACGGAGAAAUCAAAAGAAGGCUCUGGAAUAUUUCCUGAGAGCAGAAAGUGUUUACAACGACUGGAAACAAGAAGCCAGUGGAUCACCAAAAUCAAUUGAAGAAUACUAUAGAAAAUUUGACGAGGAUAGCGAAAAGCUUGAAUAUCAGAGAAAUCAGGCUUUUGAGGCAACGUAUACGCACACACUUUACUACAUGGCCCAAGUACAUGCUAAGCUCGGCGACAGCAAGCAGUCUGCACAGUACUGCCAAACAACUCUUCAACGCCAGUUAGACAGUCAGACAUAUGAUCCUUAUGACUGGUCCAUUAACGCUGCAACGCUUUCACAAUAUUAUAUAACUGUUGGGGAUUUUCGACAGGCACGUCAUUGUCUUGCAUGUUCUCAACUGAUAUUCCAAGAAAUCGAGGCUAAUGGUUCAAUAAAAAAGGACAUGGAGACAUAUGAAGAAAAAUACACUCAGGCAAAAGCAGACAUAGAGAUAUGCUGGGCAAAGUAUGGAAUCGCUCUGUUGGAAGAAUCAAAAGAUUUGUUAAUGAAAGAAGUUGAAGACAAAGGUGCUGAGGAAAAAAAAUCUACGAAUGACGAAAAGAUGAAAUACCAAAACUUUAAUCUUGAAGUGACAUUCCAUGAGGAUAAAAUUACUUGUGACUUUGUACAAGUAUUCUCAGACGCAAGAGAGGUUUUCUUGAAAGUGCAGAAAUGGCUGAAUGAUGCAAAGGAAUUCUAUGUGUUUGACGGACGUUGUACAGACCACAUUGAAGUCAUCCAGGAUCAAAGCCGAGCUUUCAAAGUAUUAGCAUUUUUUGAAAUGGAUCUUGAACGCCAGUGCAAAAUGCACAAGAGGAGAAUAGACAUGCUGGCUGCAAUUGUUGGCGAAUUGAAUCCUCAGCAUUAUCUACUGAUAAUGCGUCAACUCACUUUUGAAUUAGCAGAGAUCUUCAGCCAAAUGGUGGAUCUAAAAUACAGUAUUAUGGAAUCGGAGAGUCCUACACCAUCGAGGCACAUCAUCAAGAAGAUAAAUACAUUGAUACAGCAAAGCAUUGAACAUUACCAGACAUAUAUGGAUUCUCUGAAAGAUGGAAAGCCAGAACUACCGGAAGAAUUCUCAGAUUCAAACACAAGACCAGCAUUGAUUGCGAAGUUUUGUAUGGGUCGUCUGCAUUCCAAAUUUCUCGUAUCUGAUGUCCAGCAAAGACUUGAAAAUAUAAAGAAAACAUCAGCUUGCUAUGAGUUCAUCAUUAACUACUGUGAUAAAUUUCCACAUGGUGCAGAAGUAGUAGCACUGGAGUUGUCUGUGUGCAGGGAAAUGGUGCCUCUCUUACCUGUUAAAAUGGAAAAGAUUCGGCAACAGGCAGAAAUGUGAAAAAGUAAAUGAAACAUGGCACUACUGAUGCAAUAGGUUAAGAGAUAUGUAAAGCAGAAUAUUUCUCUUUUACUAUCAAAGAAGUCAAAACUUUCCAUAAAAGGUAUAUACCUGGAGGAAAAGAAAACUCUAAAAUAAUAAGAAUCCAUUUUCAGAAUUUGUUUUAGUCAAUAUUGUGUAGCUAUAUUUAUACGUGAAACUGUCUCCUUUCAAGCUUUUAAUCCAGUUCAUUUGACUUCAGAAAAUGUUUAAAAGUGGUGUGGUUUAUAUGAUGACUGUUCAAGUUCAAAUUGUGACAGUCUAAAAGUUGGGAAAAUUUGAAACUUAAGCUUUUAGUUUGUAUUACAGUAAGAAAAACAUGUAAAUUAUGCUUCAAACUAGAGGAAUUUCUCCUACUGAUAUAUUGUACCAUUGAUGUAUUUUAGCAUUAAUUAAUGCUUUAAAUAUUCAUAUUGUGUUACUUUUUAUUUAUUAAAACAUGACAGUAUUUUA